AACAUUCAAAUCACUUGAUAGGAAUUUGCUACUAUCACUACUGCAACUAUCAUGGACAGCCAAGCGUUUGCUAUAGAUGACUCUUUUGAUUCCCAUUCUGGUCCUCCCGUCAAGCACCAUAAUGGUCUGAAACUAUCUCCUGCAGAGUCUACUGCAUAUGCCAAACUGUUUAAAAUAGCAGAUGUUGCUGCUACUGGCCUUAUCCUUCCUGCUGCUGCCGUGGCCUUUCUCUCCAAAUCUAGGCUUCCUAAGAACACUCUAGGCUUGAUCUGGUCUUUGUCAGACACUGACAAUCUCGGGGCUUUGGACAGUCCCGCUUUCAAUCGAGCACUCAAAUAUAUUGCUGCUGCUCAAGGAGGCCAUCCAAUCACACCUGAUUCUCUCUCCAUCACAACGGUUUUGCCUGUAUUUGACGGUGUUCAUAUAGAUGUUGCUCCUGCACUUACUUCUCAAACUCACUAUUCUGCAUCAUCACCGCUACUUUCUUCUGAUGUAGGCUCUACUCCUAUGCUGAGUAUUCCUACCCAACUGACAGGAAAUCGCAUGAUGCCACAAAAAACUGGAGAUAGUCUCGUCUUUUCUCCGACUCAAGCAUCCGAUGCACAUAUGACGGUGACCUCGGAAGAACGAGAACGAUUCACUUCCUUUUUUAAUGCAGCCAAUCCAGUUAAUGGUUCCAUUACUGCUCAAGUUGCUCGUGAACUUUUUCUCAAAUCAAAUCUGCCCAUAGAGGCAUUGGGGAAAAUUUGGCAACUGGUUGAUCCCACUGGUUCCGGAAAGCUUCCACUCAAUCAGUUUAUCGUUGCUAUGCAUUUGAUUACUGAAAUGCGUCUCAAUAGACUGGUGGCAGUGCCUACAUCUAUUUCUCCAGCAUUGUGGAAAUCAGCUUCUAUGGCUUUGAAUUCUAGUGCUCCACAGUCUCCCUCUACUUCUGGCGAAGUUUCCUCAUCUAUUACAGCCGCUCCUCGUUCAAACUCCACAUUCUGGGAUACCCAUCAGAAUGCUGGUGGCCAGCCGUUUGGCUUCAAACCAUCUAAUGUUCAGGAGCCAAUCAGUAUGGCACAUGCAAGUCCUACAAGCACGUCAGUCCCUGUUGCGAGAAACUUUAUUGCAAGCACAGAAAGCAUAAUUUCAGAUGCCUUUGUUGUUCCCGAGGAUGAAAAGAAAAAGUUUUUUGCGUUUUUUGAUCAAUUGGAUACUAACAAGCGUGGAUAUCUAACUGGCGAAGAAAGUUCAUCUUUUUUUCUAAAAUCAAGAUUGCCUUCGGCUGAUUUGGCUCAAAUCUGGGAAUAUGUUGAUGUAACCAAGUCUGGAAAAAUCUCUAGAGAUGGAUUUGCUACAGCCAUGUUUUUCAUUUCCAAACGUAUGGCUGGCGGAGAUCUUCCACCCACCAGUAUGAUAAACAUGCCAUUGGCAGUAGACUCAGUAAGAUUAGGCAGCACUACUGAUUUAACCUAUGCACGCGGAACCGCUCCUGCGCUAUUGGACUCAUUUGAUCCUUCUAACUCAGCCCCUGCUUCUGAAUCAGUCGCACAUAUAGCAACCCAGCCUGCGUUUGACUUGUUUGGACCGGAACGCACACUCGAUUCUACCAGCAUGGCUCAGAAUAAUAGCACGGCAUAUUUGAUUCCUCAGAUCCCUGCUGCUGCAUCACAUUAUCGUGAAGCAGCAGAGCGUGAGGCAGAACUUAACCGUCGUAAAGAAGAAGUGACCAGUCUUACUGAGCAGUUAAAACUACUGCAUCCCACAGCAGAGGAACUCAAGAAAAAACGGUCUGAUAUUGAUGCCGAAUAUAAACAAGUCACGGAUGAGAAAAAUAAGCUUACAAUUCAGAUUUCUCAAAUGCGCGCUACCUAUGAGGCCGAGGUGCAGAUUGUUCGUGACAGUCAAAACUUUCUUAUGACUGAAGUACAAAGACUUGAAUCAAGCAAACUCGAACUAAACCAAAUUGAAAAGGCAGUUGCAUCCAUUAAAGUUGAAAAAACCAACCUUUCUGAACAAGCAGCCCGCUACCAACAGGAAAUAUCUGAAUCUAAAAAGAAUAUUCAAAUUCUGACGGAAGAAACGAACCAAUGGCGAACUGAAUUGGAAAAACUUCGUGUCGAUUCUCGCCAGCAACAGCAGCUUGCUGAUCUCAAUCAAAAACUGCUGCUUAGUGCACAAAUUGAAAACCAUCAAUUCAAAAUGGAUCUGGCUCAAGAACGCGAACGGCUUGAGCAUGCCAAACAAAAGGCUGUACAAUUUCAGCAACAAGCCUCGGUUCUUCAGGCUAUCAAUCAAAAGGAGUUGGCCCAAAUCAAGGCAGCCGAACAGCAGCGAAUUCAUGAGGUGUCUCAAUCACAAGACCUGCUUGCUGCUACUACUGCCAUCAAAGACCUCGCUCCUGCUGCUGCACCUCUUGUUCCUUCGUUGGCAUCCAAACCUAUUAAAGGUGAGCCUUUUUCUACCUUGGUCUCAGACUCUGUUGUUCACAACUCUGAUAAAUUAAAAGCGACUCGUUCCCUAUCUGGCUCAUCAACGUCUCCAGUGUCGAUGGCAGAUCCGCAGUCCGUUGUUACACGAAAAUCUCAAGAUGAAUUUCGUGUAAAGGAUACUAGUGAGCCAAAUGAUAUAUUUACAUCCAACAUGCCAAAACCAAAUGACUCUGAAUCCGGAAACUCGUCAGCUAAAUCUAUCCAGUCAAUGCAUGCAGGUGCUACUUCGGUAAUCAAAGAGCACUCUAUUCCUAUUUCAAAAUCUGUCAGCGCAUCGCCACAGUUUGUAUUCGGAGAACCACAGGCUACUAGUCCAGUCAUUUCUCAAAUAUCUUCUACAUUGCCUGUACAAUCCGUCACUUCGACCUCAUUGCCAGCCUCUGCGACCACUGCCUUUCCUUCCAGUUUUGAUGAUGUCUUUGGCCCAGCUUCUGUCGCUAUUCCUGCUUCUAAAUCAGCCACGUCUUUUGGUUUGGCUCAUAGUGCUACAACUACCGUCGCUCCACAUGCAAAUAGUCCGGCCAGUGAUCCUGCAAAACUGUUACUGACAUCUUCAGCAAGCUCAAGUGCUAAAAAAGCAGCUACAAGUCUUCAAAAUUUUGAUAUUGAUGCCGAGUUUCAAAAUGCUUUUUCUGGAGAUAAACGCCUUAAUGCUGCCCGCGACUCGAGCACAGUUCAAUCUAUUCAUCAAGGUAUUUCACGAGUAAAGCCAAAUGACUUUUCGGCGGAUGCAUUCACGUUUGAUGCAUCCUUUUCUGACGCUAAGCCUAUCCGAUCCAACACCCCGUCUUCUAAGCUCAACUUUGAGACUGUAUUUGAUGCACCAUUGAGUUCCACGAGUGUAAAAUCCAUUGGGAACGCUUUACCUAUCACCUCAGCAACCAAAGAUUUUGGUCCAGUAGAUUUUGGUAAUGCAUCAGAUCCAGUUGGGAUGGCCAACUCUGCUGCAAGCACCACUGUUGCCUCUUUUUCCACUAAGGCUGGGGGCUCUGCGUCGUCUACUGUACCCACAAGUGUGCUUGCUGAACAUACUGCUAAAGGUUUUGAUGAAGAUCCUUUUGGUGCUGUUGAUUUUAACAAGGCACUUUCUUUACCCCAUACAUAAAUUACUUUUUGAUUUGACAGCUUGAUUAAAACAAUUCUUAUAAGCGAGUGGACAGUCUGUUUUUGAGUCUAAUUGAAUAGUGACAAUCUCACUUGUCUAUUUAAAAGUCAUGUUUGAAAUAUAGUGAAACUAUGCUCCGCUGAUUUUUACCCGAGUAAACUAUCUAAAACGUUUGUAAUG
Messenger RNA from Batrachochytrium dendrobatidis JAM81, 3759 nucleotides. RefSeq lists its product as uncharacterized. The record is from RefSeq and is a predicted model, not a curated record. The transcript is spliced from 4 exons. The coding region runs from base 52 to 3579 and encodes 1175 amino acids. Gene Ontology annotation, molecular function: calcium ion binding; protein binding. Gene Ontology annotation, biological process: endosomal transport; endocytosis. Lineage: Eukaryota; Fungi; Chytridiomycota; Chytridiomycetes; Rhizophydiales. Gene Ontology annotation, cellular component: cytoplasm; plasma membrane.